Lindgomyces ingoldianus is the source of this 414-nucleotide messenger RNA. RefSeq lists its product as uncharacterized. The annotation marks the transcript as partial. The transcript has a single exon. Gene Ontology annotation, cellular component: mitochondrial large ribosomal subunit. Gene Ontology annotation, molecular function: structural constituent of ribosome. Lineage: Eukaryota; Fungi; Ascomycota; Dothideomycetes; Pleosporales; Lindgomycetaceae. The record is from RefSeq and is a predicted model, not a curated record.
CUCCCAAAACACGUCAUUCCCAAAAAUCCAGACGUCAUAAUUCCAGAUUAUCCCUACGGCCCCUCGCGAUUGUUCAAGCAGUCGAACAAGGGGCUGUAUGGCGGUUCAAGAAUCCAGUUCGGAAACAACGUCUCGCGCAAGAGUGAGACUAAGACUCGGAGACACUGGAAACCAAACGUCUUGAGCAAAAGCCUAUAUUCGGUAACACUGGACAAGAAGAUAAAGUUGCGAGUGACAGCUAGGGUCUUGAAGACGAUUGAUCGCGAGGGAGGCCUGGACGCAUAUUUACUUAAGGAAAGCGAGAGUCGGGUCAAAGAGCUAGGGCCUCUUGGAUGGUCGCUGAGGUGCGUGCUUCUACAAAAGCCGCUCGUGAUUCAGCAGAUGAGAGCGAAGGCGCAAGCCUUGGGGCUCCCC